GGUCCAUUUUGCCGUUCUGGUGAGGGGAAGCACCCACGUUUAACGACCGUUCAUUAGAAAAAACAAUAACUCUCUCAAUGGGGCACGCGCUUUUUUUAACAACUCCCCCUCCUCUCUCCCUCUUUAACACCUCCUCUAUUUCCCUUCCUUCUCCCUCUUCAUCAUCACCAUUUUUGUGCAGAAUCUCAACUCCUGGUAUGGAUCGCUCUUCUAGUACAAGUUUGUAUCCCGCACACCGUUGUAAAACCUUGUACUUGGUAAGACAUGGGCAAGGAUUUCACAAUGUAGCGGGAGAAAAAGACCACAAAGCAUACAUGUCUGAGGAAUUCUUUGAUGCUAGUCUUACCCCUUUGGGCUGGGAGCAGGUCGAUAAAUUACGCAAGCACGUCCAUGCAAGUGGGAUUGCCAGUAGACUUGAUUUAGUGAUAACAUCUCCCUUGCUAAGGACAAUGCAGACAGCGGUGGGCGUCUUUGGUGGUGAUCGCUUUGUCGAUGGGGUAAAUGGGCCUUUCUUAAUGGUUUCAGGUGCAGGGAAUACCAAUUACCCUGCAAUAUCUAGUUUAAGUUGCCCACCCUUCAUAGCUGUAGAGGAUUGUCGUGAGCAUUUGGGAAUCCACCCAUGUGACAAGAGAAGAAGCAUCAAUGACUACAAGCCUCUGUUCCCUGCAAUUGAUUUUUCUUUGAUAGAAACUAAUGAUGACACACUUUGGAAGGCUGACACUAGAGAAGAGAUUAAAGAAGUUGCUACAAGAGGGAAGAAGUUCUUAGAUUGGUUGUGGACUCGUCCAGAGAAGGAGAUUGCUGUUGUUACACAUAGUGGGUAUUUGGUGCAUACACUGGAUUUGUUUGGGAACGACUGUCAUCCAUCUAUCAAAGAAGAAAUUACCAAACCGUUUGCAAAUUGCGAGCUUCGAUCAAUGGUUAUCGUAGACAAAGGAAUGAUUGGCAGCAAUAUUUCAACUGAUGAUUUUCCAGGAAAGAAACCUCCUGGUGUAGAUGUGCCUAGUGAUUUUGCGCAUGUGAAUCAACCAGAUGGACCUGGAGAAAACUAAAAUGACUGGUGCCUUGAACCUUUCUGGUAUUUGAGGGUCUUCAUCCUCACCAUCAUUUUGUCAGCAAAAGCAAGUGCCCCUUUCAGGUGAACUCUUGCUCGAGCUACUGUGGUCAAGACCUUAAGAGUUUGAUUGGUUAACUCUUAUCGACCACAUUUUGUUUUUACCUAUUUGCGAGAGGUAAGUUAGUCGCAUAUUUUUUCCUGGAGGAACUGAGAAAGAAGUCUCUAUGGGCUUCUGAGACAGAUUUUUAUGUCUCAAAGUCUGCAAUUUGAGUGUGAACUCCAGAUUAUUGUUGAAGUCCAUUCCUAUUGUCUAGUAGUGUGGUGUUCAUGUAUACAAAAUACUCCUUUAUAUGGAGAUGGGUCAUAUACAGAGGAACUACUAGGACUCUGAGAAAACAUGAUUAUGGAGAAAACAACACGAAACUUAUCCAAAUACUCAUUAUAGAUUAACUACUUUAACAUUC
Messenger RNA from Amborella trichopoda, 1521 nucleotides. Its product is annotated as Phosphoglycerate mutase family protein. Gene Ontology annotation, molecular function: phosphatase activity. Gene Ontology annotation, cellular component: cytoplasm. The record is from RefSeq and is a predicted model, not a curated record. Lineage: Eukaryota; Viridiplantae; Streptophyta; Magnoliopsida; Amborellales; Amborellaceae.